Molecule: messenger RNA, 630 nt
Organism: Centrocercus urophasianus (Greater sage-grouse)
Lineage: Eukaryota; Metazoa; Chordata; Aves; Galliformes; Phasianidae
Gene: GTF2H5
Product: general transcription factor IIH subunit 5
Exons: 3
Coding region: 189-404 (71 amino acids)
Biological process (GO): transcription by RNA polymerase II; nucleotide-excision repair; transcription initiation at RNA polymerase II promoter
Cellular component (GO): transcription factor TFIIH holo complex; transcription factor TFIIH core complex
Source: RefSeq, a predicted model, not a curated record
GGUUGGGCUUGCCGGGCCGGAGUUGCCCGUUCGCCGCCCUCGGCUUAGCCUGUGGACAGGUCGGAGCCUGUCUGCCUUUGCCCCGGCCGCCUUUCGCAAGGCCACGGCUUCAUCUGCUUUUAUCUGUAACACCAACCAGGAGUUUUUCCUGCCACUCGCACCUUUCAGCGUUUGUGAGAGCUGCAAGGAUGGUGAAUGUUCUGAAGGGCGUUCUCAUUGAAUGUGACCCAGCAAUGAAGCAGUUUCUGCUCUACUUGGAUGAAUCAAAUGCUUUGGGAAAGAAGUUCAUCAUACAAGACCUGGAUGAAACUCAUGUCUUUGUAUUAGCAGAGUUGGUUAACUUCCUCCAGGAGAGAGUGGGCGAGUUAAUGGACCAGAACUCUUUUCCUAUUACUCAGAAAUAAAAAAAAAAAUGAGAAAUGAGAUUGCUGCCAAUUUUUAAAAAGCAAAUUUCAGUAGUUUGGGUUGUUACUGUUUUAAUAGACCAUGGUUACUAAGUUCUAUGGUGAGGUGAUUAUUUUGGAAAAUGGGUAAUUUUCAUAGACAAAAUACUCUUGAACUGAAUUUUGUUUCUCACUUUGAAAGAUUAUGGUUUCUUUAUUAAAAUAAAUUAUAAGAUGAUACACUUAA